AGGAGGGAAGAAUUUAGAUCUGUUGUAAUUCUGAUUAUAAAAUAGACUGUAUAUACUCAUAUUCAUUUGCUUAUUCAAAAAUCAUACAUAGAUCAUAAUCUUGUGUUCCUAAAGAUUCACUCUAAAUUAUGAGUUAUUCAUGCGGUACUACUGUUGUUGUCACCCUUUUGUUACUAGUGGUGGCCUCCUCACUCGCUCUGACCGCAAACGCGGAUUCGUUCGAAUCGCUCCUCCAGCUCCCGCGAAGACAGUCGCGCUCGACCCGACCCAGAUCCGAACGGCUCCUCCACGUCGGCAAAUUUGGUGCCAAAGGCAAUGGCUUCACCGACGACACUAAAGCGUUUGCAGAUGCUUGGAAGACAGCUUGUUCUUCCAAAGUCAAAACCAGAAUCUUGGUGCCUGAAAACUACACUUGUCUCCUCCGGCCCAUUGAUCUUUCUGGACCUUGUAAAGCAAGACUCACACUCCAGAUCUCUGGUACAAUCAUUGCUCCCAAUGAUCCAGAUGCUUGGGAAGGUCUAAACCGCCGCAAAUGGCUGUAUUUCCAUGGUUUGAGCCGCUUGACGGUUGAAGGAGGUGGCACUGUUAAUGGAAUGGGGCAAGAAUGGUGGACAAGAUCUUGCAAACACAAUCAUUCCAACCCUUGUCGAGGCGCUCCAACGGCCAUAACAUUCCACAAGUGCAAGAAUAUGAGAGUUGAAAACCUCAAUGUGAUUGAUAGCCAACAAAUGCACAUUGCCUUCACCAGCUGUCGCCGUGUGGCCAUCUCUGGUUUAAAGGUCAUUGCUCCUGCUACUAGUCCCAAUACUGAUGGAAUUCACAUAAGCGUCUCCCGUGGUAUCGUGAUAGACAACACUACUGUCAGCACAGGAGAUGACUGUGUUUCGAUAGUUAAAAACUCUUCACAGAUCUCCAUCAGCAACAUUAUAUGUGGUCCUGGCCAUGGCAUAAGCAUUGGAAGCCUAGGAAAAUCAGAAUCUUGGGAAGAAGUUAGAGACAUAACGGUUGAUACAGCCUUCAUCUCUGACACUGCGAAUGGUGUUCGGAUCAAAACAUGGCAGGGAGGGAGUGGUUUGGUCUCAAAAAUUAUCUUUAGGAACAUCAAGAUGAACAAUGUGUCAAACCCCAUCAUCAUCGAUCAGUAUUACUGCGAUUCUCGGAAGCCGUGUGCGAAUCAGACAUCAGCUCUUAGCGUUGAGAACAUCUCAUUUGUUUACGUGAGGGGCACUUCAGCAACAAAACAAGCAAUCAAGAUCUCUUGCAGCGAUAGUUCACCAUGUCGCAACAUACUUUUACAAGACGUUGAUCUUGAACCAUCAAGCGGCGAUGGUUUCACAGAGUCCUUCUGUUGGGAAGCUUAUGGUUCUAGUUCGGGUCAAGUGUACCCUCCUCCUUGCCUUUCAGAUGACACAAGCUUCUUGGAACAGUCGGUUCAGUCCGGGAUCACAUCUGCAUACCUUUGAAUUCAUGGUUUCAGAUUGCAAAUCUGCCACGUUUUUAGUGCACACGCCAAAUGUUUUAAAUAUAUGGUCACAUUUUGGCAAAUUCAGCUCACUAAUCUUUCCCUUAUCAUCGAGUUUAUCUCUUAUUGCACUCAAUUCCAGUCACAAGUUUACCUUAUAAGCCAUAAGAUGGAUGUAGAGCUAUCUCACGGUUGCUGGGGAGAUUAUAAUGUAGCUGAAACAAUCUUAGUACAAAUGUGUAACCAAAACUAUGAGAACUUUUAUGUAAUGAGCCAAAAUAUAGGGGAACAACAUGUAAUUACGAAAACUAGUAAAAAGACGUGCAGUAAUUACUAAACAAAAAUAGAAGGGGUACAUCUGUAAUAUCCUCGACUAAAAGGAGUAGUCUCGGAAUUUGUAUUGGGCCUUUUGAACGUUAAAGGGCUAAUUAUUGGGUCAAUAUAGCCCAUUCAUAAAUAUAUCGAAACAAGAUGAAUAUGAAAAAACCGACCCAUUCUGUUAUUUAAAAAAGAUAGGGAAGAGUCAUCGGAGCUACGAAAACGACGGCGGUGGACGAUGGCUUCAGGAUUCGGUGUCUUAUCUUCUUCUAGUCGUUAGGUUCUACUUGUAGCCUUAUGAGUAAUCAAUUCCACUUGUUAGGUUAGAUUUCAUGUAAGCCUUUCCUUUUUCAAAGAGAACCUUUAGAUUUGAUGCUUCGUUUCCUUAAUUAAAUAGAAACGUAUAUAUAAUUUGAUCUAGAGGAUAUCACAAAAGCAGAAGUUGCAAGAUAUUUGAUUUAAUUAAUUGCUGAUAUUUAGAUGUAAGUGGAUAAGUGUUGAAAGGAUAUUUUAUCUUAACUUUCAAAUUCAACAUUCCAUCUCUUAAUGUAGUUAGUUAUCUAUUCCUUUCAAUAUUUCAAAGUUGUUUCCGUAGGGAUAAAAAAGACUUGGGCAUAUAAAAUAUACAAACAAUCCUAUAAAUACAGCUCCCAAAAUUAAACUCUCACCACCAUCCAACUAUCCCAAAACACACACAUAAAAGAUCAGGAAAAUGAGUACCUUACAACAACUUUCUGUGCACAGUACCAUCUCCAACGUCAUUACAGAGAAGAGAAAAUCGGUGACAAUCCCUACAAAUGGUAGUCAUCAUCUAGAGAGCAAGCCGACGAUUCAUGAUGUGGACAAAUGCGCCGAGGCUUUCAUCCAAAACUUCCGGCGACAACUUUCUCUUCAGUGCGAUAACAUCCUCCCUAGAGGAAGUCUUUGAUAUAUAACACAUACAUAAAAAUAGAUGUCUCAUGUCUCAUGUGACAGAUAAUA
Messenger RNA from Arabidopsis lyrata subsp. lyrata, 2761 nucleotides. Its product is annotated as probable polygalacturonase At1g80170. The transcript has 9 exons. The coding region runs from base 129 to 1463 and encodes 444 amino acids. Gene Ontology annotation, molecular function: polygalacturonase activity. NCBI's taxonomy places the organism in Eukaryota, Viridiplantae, Streptophyta, Magnoliopsida, Brassicales, Brassicaceae. Gene Ontology annotation, biological process: carbohydrate metabolic process. The record is from RefSeq and is a predicted model, not a curated record.